AGGCCCAGCAGUUAGAGCAGUCCAGCCUCUCCACUUUCACCUGCCUACUUUUUUCAAGAAUGCAGAGCUCCCAUGGAGCCGGCGGGGGGGACAAGGGCGUCCCUGAGGAGUCCCGGGGGUAUUACCGCACGGCCCCCUUCGACCCCCGCUUCCCCAACACAAACCAGACCCGCAACUGCUACCAGAACUACCUGGACUAUUACCGCUGCCUGAAGACACUGGGGGCGAAGGGAAAGGACACCAGGCCAUGCCAGUGGUACUACCGGGUCUACAAGUCCCUGUGCCCCAUCUCCUGGGUGAAGCGCUGGGAUGAGCAGCGGGACGACGGCUCCUUCGCUGGCAGGAUCUAG
Molecule: messenger RNA, 350 nt
Organism: Malaclemys terrapin pileata
Lineage: Eukaryota; Metazoa; Chordata; Testudines; Emydidae
Product: cytochrome c oxidase subunit 6B2
Exons: 3
Coding region: 60-350 (96 amino acids)
Cellular component (GO): respiratory chain complex IV; mitochondrion
Source: RefSeq, a predicted model, not a curated record